ACAACAAUGAGAACGAUGCGGAAUGGGACGGAUGUGCGUGCGAACGUGAGUCGAUUGGGAGAAGCCUGUGGUCAGAUGGCGACAACGGUAGCCAGGCUGUCACUGAGCUCGCCUUCGAGAGUGCGAGAACUGGCGGUAGCGUGCGGCUGACGAGGGCGUGCCGUACAUGAAGUGACCGCUUCUGUUGCAACGCCUGAUAUGAAGCCUGCUGAAUCUUCCUUGCUCUCGAUGCAAGACAGGAAUGGAUGUCCGAGGGCCUCUUCGACUGUCAUACGCGCCGCAGGAUUCUGCUGGAGAAGGCGAUCGACGAAAUCGAUUGCGACCUCGGAUACGCCGUGGCUGCCAUCCGGCGAGGAUCUGACGACACGAUGUGGAACAAUGACAUAUCUUGCGCCGGAAGUCCUCGUUCGUACCGAUAAGAAGGGCUACGAUCAGGCUGUCGAUGCAUGGGCAAUCGGCGCUAGUCAGCGAUUUGGAUCUCCGCGCAAGCGUGUCUGACUUGACUUGCGCUUUGAAAGCUGUUUACAUCUGCCUUAUGGGCGUAUCACCGUUCACUGACG
This is a messenger RNA of Mixia osmundae IAM 14324, 560 nucleotides long. RefSeq lists its product as uncharacterized. The transcript has a single exon. Gene Ontology annotation, biological process: protein phosphorylation. Gene Ontology annotation, molecular function: protein kinase activity; ATP binding. The coding region runs from base 199 to 498 and encodes 99 amino acids. Lineage: Eukaryota; Fungi; Basidiomycota; Mixiomycetes; Mixiales; Mixiaceae. The record is from RefSeq and is a predicted model, not a curated record.